UGAAAGAAAAAAAAGUGUUGGGUGUAGUGGGGAAAGGUAAAGCAGGGUUUGCAGGACAUCUCCAAUAAGAAAGUGGAGUAAAUAUAUUGGGUUUUAAAAGUAAAGCAGCUGUUGCUAUUGCUAUUACUACGAUUUCUGUUGGAGAUUUUAUCAGUGGAGUGUUUCUACUUGAGAACUGACAUCAUGGCUGAAGCUUUGUCCUGUUUUGAGGAGGAUUUCACAUGCAUCAUCUGUUGUGAGGUCUUCACCGAUCCGGUCACUCUGAAAUGUAGCCACAGUUUGUGUGAGAAAUGUCUCCAGCGUUUCUGGACGACUCAGGACGUGCCGCGGUGUCCAGUCUGUCGGAAGGAAUGCUCUCACGACGAACCCACCAAGAGCCUGGCGUUCAGAGCACUCUGUGAGACCUUCAAGAAGAGGAAACCCUCCGCUGUUUCAGGAGACGUUUGUCCAGAACAUAAAGAGGAACUCAAACUCUUCUGCUUUAAGGACCAGCAGCCCAUCUGUUUGGUCUGUUACACGUCAAAGAAGCAUGAAAAGCACAAGUGUUCUCCUGUCGACGAGGCCGCUGGGAAUUUAAAGAGAGAUCUCAAGACACAAAUGAACAAACUUCAGGAGACCCUUGAUAAACUCAAGAAAGCCCGUGAGAGCUGUGUGAAACAGGCGGAGCUCAGUAAGGAACACACUAGUAUGGACGAAGUCCAGAUCAAGAAGGAAUUUGAGAAGCUCCAUCAGUUUCUUAAAGACGAGGAGGAGAAACACAUCAGAUCCUUGCGUAAAGAAAAGGAAAUUCAAGAUGGGAAACUCAAGGCUAGAAUGAAGGAGCUGUCCAAACGGAUAUCAGAUAUGUCUGAGAAUAUGGCAGCCGUCUGGAAGGACAUGGAAGAAAAAAACAUCACAUUUCUCCAGAAUUACAGCGAUACAUUAAAAAAACUCAAACGGCCAUCAGUACCACACACAACCCCUGAACAAGAAGGAUAUCAGCACCAUCAUUUUCAGACAAUGAUCUUCACCACCUGGGCCAGAAUGCAGAACCUUGUGGAAAAGUCUCCUGUGACUCUGGAUCCAGACACAGCCUCCAGUAAACUACAGGUGUCAGAAGAUCGCACCAGUGUUGAGUACAAAAAAAAGAAAAUACACGUGUCUGAUAACCCAGAGAGGCUGUAUGUGGGAGUGCUGGCGUCGCAGGGCUUCAGCUCAGGUGUGCACUGCUGGGACGUCGAGGUAAGAAACAACAACAACUGGACUCUGGGAGUAGUGGGGGAGAUGGUGGACCGCAAAAGACUUUACAAAAUGGACCCGAAGAGUCGUUUUUGGUGUUUUCGUUAUGUGGAUUAUGAAUACAAGAAAGGAAAUAAAACUAUCAGCCAUAUUAAUAGCAAUGAGAGGCCAAAUGUUAUCCGACUGCAGCUGGACUUUGAAAAAGGAGAGCUGAGAUUCAUCGACCCUUUCAGAAACAGGGUUUUGUGCACCUACACCGGUGGAUUUCCAGAGAAGGUGUUCCCAUAUUUCUGUAGUGGAGAUGUGGACAAGCCACUUAAUGUUUAUGUGGCAAAAAAACGAAACUUAUAAAUAACUUUUUUUUUUUUUUGUUACAAAUGUGGAGGGGUGGAAGGCACUCAUGUACUUAAAAAAAACUGUUUGUGACUUGUCAGAGUCAAAUUUUAGCAUUACAGAUGUUACAUCAAAGUAAAUGUAUCCAUGUCUAAGAAAUAUUCAUGAAGCAUGUAGGUGAUUUAUCAACAUAUAAUACCAUGCAAAUCAUUUAGCUCAAUAUUAGCCUGAUUUUUUUCAAAAUAGCAGCUGUGGGGCAAAGUGAGCCAAAUGAUGUGGGGUAAAGUGAGCCAGCAUUUUACCUUACCACAUCAUAAAGCACUGAUGUAGAGUUAAAUCAUUAAAGUAUUAACUGGUAUUAUAAUGUGAUGUUACACAACUGAUUUACUUUAUCAAAUA
Carassius auratus (goldfish) is the source of this 1950-nucleotide messenger RNA. Its product is annotated as zinc-binding protein A33-like. The record is from RefSeq and is a predicted model, not a curated record. The transcript has 6 exons. Bases 184 to 1569 code for a protein of 461 amino acids. NCBI's taxonomy places the organism in Eukaryota, Metazoa, Chordata, Actinopteri, Cypriniformes, Cyprinidae. Gene Ontology annotation, molecular function: protein binding; zinc ion binding.